Messenger RNA from Leopardus geoffroyi (Geoffroy's cat), 882 nucleotides. RefSeq names its product ribosomal protein L26 (gene RPL26). The coding region runs from base 398 to 835 and encodes 145 amino acids. Lineage: Eukaryota; Metazoa; Chordata; Mammalia; Carnivora; Felidae. The transcript is spliced from 4 exons. The record is from RefSeq and is a predicted model, not a curated record. Gene Ontology annotation, cellular component: cytosolic large ribosomal subunit; ribosome. Gene Ontology annotation, biological process: ribosomal large subunit biogenesis; cytoplasmic translation. Gene Ontology annotation, molecular function: RNA binding; structural constituent of ribosome.
CUUUUGCGGCCAUCGCUGGAGCUGCAGCGGGUGAGUUUUCGCCGGCCGAGCGCGAGUAAUCCGUAGCCAUCCGUUCGCGGGUGUGCUGUCUUUUGGCCCUAGGGGCCCGAUACUCUCCCGGCGAACGAGUAGCGCCGAGGGAGAGGGGCUAGGAUGGUCCCCAGCCUGUCUUCCUCUUAAUUUCCAGGGGCGGCCGACUCGGGAAGGGAGGAGAGGGGUUUGGAAACUCGGAAUCGGAGCCCGGAGAGGAGGGGUUCUGCGCAGAUGGUUCAAGUCUAUUCAGUGUCGUUUCUUAAAGAAGAGCCUCGAAAUAACUUUGGCAAAGCCAGGGAACUUGCAGGCCGCGCUCAUUAGAAGGUUUUCUUGGACCCGAGAUGUGCAGCGUUUCCCAGCCAACAUGAAGUUCAAUCCGUUUGUGACCUCCGAUCGGAGCAAGAACCGUAAAAGGCAUUUCAAUGCACCUUCGCACAUUCGCAGGAAGAUUAUGUCCUCCCCUCUUUCCAAAGAGCUACGACAGAAGUACAACGUUCGAUCCAUGCCCAUCCGGAAGGACGACGAAGUACAGGUUGUGCGAGGACACUACAAAGGUCAGCAGAUUGGCAAAGUAGUCCAGGUUUACAGGAAGAAAUACGUCAUCUACAUUGAACGAGUGCAGCGAGAGAAGGCCAAUGGCACAACUGUCCACGUGGGCAUCCACCCCAGCAAGGUGGUUAUCACUAGACUAAAACUGGACAAAGACCGCAAAAAGAUCCUUGAACGCAAAGCCAAAUCUCGCCAAGUAGGAAAGGAAAAGGGCAAAUAUAAGGAAGAAACGAUUGAGAAGAUGCAGGAAUAAAGUAAUCUUAUAUUCAACUUUAAAUAAAAACUGUUAAAAUGAUAAAA